AAAAAAAUCUUUUGUUUAAUACUUAAUUAUGAUUGGUUACAAAAACAUGAUUUCGAUCCUAUUUUUAUGAUGAAAAAACGAGUAAAGUUUAUUUCGUUAACACUUACGUUAAAUAUUCGUACGUUUUUGUAUUAACUUACAAAUCAAAUCGCAGUUAUGUCUGGACGUGGAAAAGGUGGAAAAGCUAAGGCUAAAGCCAAGACAAGAUCCUCAAGAGCUGGACUUCAAUUUCCAGUCGGUAGAGUGCAUAGAUUCCUUCGUAGAGGGCACUAUGCUAACCGAAUUGGAUCUGGAGCACCAGUUUACUUAGCAGCCGUCUUGGAAUAUUUAUCUGCUGAGAUAUUGGAGUUGGCUGGUAACGCAGCAAGAGACAACAAAAAAGCUAGGAUUAUUCCAAGACAUUUACAAUUGGCUGUUCGUAAUGAUGAAGAAUUAAACAAACUUUUGAGCGGUGUAACCAUUGCAGCUGGUGGUGUUUUGCCAAACAUUCAAGCUGUCUUACUCCCAAAGAAGAACGACAAAGGACAGAAGAAGUAAACCGCUACACUCAGAAAACAACGGCUAUUUUUAUAGCCACACAUCUUUAAAAAAACAUUGUUUUUUUCACAAAACUAUAACCUUAAAGUCUAAUAGAUAAUCCAUGCAUACGCCUUGUCCUAAGUAACUCAAAGAAAUUAAAUAAAAAAAUUUGAUCACAACGUCAAAAUAAAUUGCACGUA
Molecule: messenger RNA, 719 nt
Organism: Hydractinia symbiolongicarpus
Lineage: Eukaryota; Metazoa; Cnidaria; Hydrozoa; Anthoathecata; Hydractiniidae
Product: late histone H2A.2.2-like
Exons: 1
Coding region: 157-537 (126 amino acids)
Cellular component (GO): nucleosome
Molecular function (GO): DNA binding; structural constituent of chromatin; protein heterodimerization activity
Source: RefSeq, a predicted model, not a curated record